UGUGAGCGGCUCCACUGUCAACAAGACACCGAGCAGGCUGCUGGAUGCCGGCUAAACUAACUUUACCUCUCCUCUAGAGCACCUCACACACACUCACAGUGUCGGGGGCGAGCCUUACACCACACACAGGAUUUGUUUGGUCAAGUCCGAAGCCUCCGAAGGGCACCACCUGGAUAGUAAGCCAUGGCAACCUUAGUGCCCAAACUCUCCAGCGGUGGCACUGUCAAGAUCCGCUUCACCAGCAUGGACCUGGGCAACACCCGAUGGAAAGAGGGAACCUUUGAGAUCCUGGAGAAGGACAACAAAAUCAGCCUCUGUCUGAGAUUCAACUGUGGUGGAUCUCCUAAAACUUUCCAGCUCAACCAGAACGUGAAGAGCAUCAGCCCGAACCAUAACCGGAUCAUGCUGACGUUGAAGGACAACAGUCUGAUCACCCUGGAUAAACUGCCCCCCAAUUUAGCCCAGAAGACUAAAGAAUAUCUGGAGAAGCUGAAGCAGCCAAAAACAAUUUUAAAAUCCUCCCAUGGAAGCGCAAACUUCAGCGUUCUCGGCAACCGCUCCGCGAAAAACGAGAGCAACCCUCCUGGAGAGAGACAGACAACACCGAGGCGGCAGAGCGCGGAAGGACGGGAGGACACGAUACCACGGAAACCUCUGGGCAGCCCGAGCAGAGCGACGUCUACACCCACUCGCCCCGGACUCUCUGAGAACAGGAGCGAGAAGAGAAAAAGACUCAUGAACUCUGAGAGUGACCUGACUGAGGACUACCCGAAGGAAAAUGACUCCUCAAGCAACAACAAGGCCACUUCAGACCCAUCGAGAAAGUUUCUGCUGAGCUGCAAAGAUAAACUGAAGCAGGCGGAGGAGAACAGGAGCCCAGCUCCUCUGGGUUCGACUCCCCUUCAGCCGACGUCGUUCUACGGCAGCCGAUCUGUGACUAAAGACUACGGUCAGAGCCACUCUUUUCUGGACAGGUCGUCAAGCACAUCACAGACCAGCUCGGCCAAGAGGAGCCUCAUACUGCCCAAUCACUCCACUCCUUUCAAGAAGGUCCGCCCCUCUCUGGAUUACGGUGGCUGGAACAAGCAGAGGCCCUCCACGCUGGCUCAGACUCAGCCUCCACUGCAAGGAUUUUCCAACUUGGGCAACACGUGCUACAUGAACGCCAUCCUGCAGUCUCUCUUCAGCCUCCCUUCCUUCUCCAACGACAUGCUGAAGCAAGGCAUCUCGUGGAAGAAGGUUCCUAUCAAUGCAUUGCUUAGGCGUUUCGCUCACCUCAUGGCUAAGAAGGACGUGAGCUGUCCGGAGACGAAAAAGGACUUGUUGAGGAAAGUGAAGAGCGCCAUCUCCUCCACAGCUGAGCGUUUCUCUGGAAACAUGCAGAACGAUGCUCACGAGUUCCUGAGUCAGUGUCUGGACCAGCUGAAGGACGACGUGGAGAAAAUGAAUAAAAACUGCACAAACGAAGCCUCAGCAUCAUCAUCCUCCUCCUCGUCUUCCUCCACUGUGUGCGAGAAUGGCCACGAGGCAUCGACGUCGUCAUCGUCGUUGGCAGCUAAGGCCGAGCCCGGUGACGAGACGGACACCUCCCGCAUCUACACCUGCCCUGUGGCCGUCAACAUGGAGUUUGAAGUGCAGCACACCAUCACCUGCAAAGGCUGUGGCGAGUUGGUGACGAAGCGAGAGCAGUUUAACGACCUGUCCAUCGACCUACCGCGCAGAAAGAAAACCCUCCCGCUUCGCUCUAUUCAAGAUUCUCUGGACCUCUUCUUUAGGAUGGAGGAAAUUGAGUACUCGUGUGAAAAGUGCAAUGGGAAAACAGCGACUGUAACACAUAAAUUCAGCAAACUACCGAGAGUCCUCAUCCUCCAUCUGAAACGGUACAGCUUUAACGCCCAGCUGUCUCUGAACAGCAAGCUGGGCCAGCAGGUGGUGAUCCCCCGCUACCUGACCCUACUGUCCCACUGCACCGAAUCCACGCGGCCCCCCAUCAACCUCGGCUGGAGUUCCCAGUCCUCCCUGUCAAGAACACUCAAAACGUCACAGUCGGUCAACUCCUCCACAGGACCUCUCCGGAGGGUUGGAGGGAAGGUGGCCAACUCCAGCUGCACCUCCAUCCUCUUGGACUCCGACUGUGAGGAGGAGCCCAACAGAAAGGGGAACGCAAGCCGCAAGCGACGAUUCAGCAGCUGUCUGCCCGACGACGAUGACCGGCUGGAGGAGCGGGGAGCAUCGAUGGAUUCAGCAGACUUCAGCGGUAUAAAUGACGAUGAGAUGUUAGCAGCCGUGCUGGAGAUGAGCCGUCAAGAAGCCGGACUCUCCGCUCCGCCUCCAAUGGAGGACGAGCCGACCAGCAGCCCGGACACAGGCUUCGGGGACGCGGAUGCCCACGACUUGGCCUAUCACACAGAGCUGCUGGACACAGACACCAAACAGCCUGCAGAUGUGCUGGAUUCUCUGGACCUGACCAUGGACGAGAACAAGGAGAACCAGACUCCGGAGGGCGUGCAGCAGCAGGGGGAGUUGGACUGGGUCCAGCAGUACAGUCUGGAUCAAGAGAGGGAGGAGCAGGAGCUGCAGCAAGCUCUGGCCCAGAGCCUCCAGGAGCAUGAAGCCCAAGAGAUGAGAGAGGACGAUGAACUGAAGAGGGCCACGGAGCUCAGCUUGCAAGAGUUUAAUAACUCCCUGCCUGAGCUGCUGUGCUCCGAUGACGACUCAGGCAACGAGGACGUGCUGGACAUGGAGUACACUGAAGCCGAGGCCGAAAACCUGAAGAGGAACGCAGAGAGCGGAGACUUGGCCAACUCAUUCAGACUCAUCAGUGUCGUGAGUCACAUCGGGAGCAGCUCCUCCUCUGGACAUUACAUCAGCGACGUUUACGACAUGAAGAAGCAGUCCUGGCUCACCUACAACGAUCUGGACGUGUCGCGCACGCAGGAAGCCGCCGUCCAGCGAGACCGUGACCGCAGCGGAUAUAUCUUCUUCUACAUGCACAAAGAUAUGUUCGAGCAGCUGUCGGAAAUGGAGAGAUCUGGAUCCAGCAGCACUUCAGAGGUGGGGAGGAACGUCCUGCAGCCCCUCUGAGCCUCCACGCCUGCAGACACACACACACACACACACACACACACACACUAGCAGCUGAUCCCUUCUCUCUCUCUUUCUCUCUCUUCUGAACAAACUCAAUACUACUGAUUGCCGUCCUCUUUUUUUCGGUCGUCUUCAGGCACUUCUUUCUUUCUUUCUCCUCCUUUUUACAAAUCACUAAAUGACGGCACCUGUAAAAAAACAAAAAACAAAAACACCAUCUACAGGUGCAGAAACUUGUU
Molecule: messenger RNA, 3326 nt
Organism: Scomber scombrus (Atlantic mackerel)
Lineage: Eukaryota; Metazoa; Chordata; Actinopteri; Scombriformes; Scombridae
Gene: usp37
Product: ubiquitin specific peptidase 37
Exons: 24
Coding region: 184-3084 (966 amino acids)
Biological process (GO): protein deubiquitination; G1/S transition of mitotic cell cycle
Cellular component (GO): nucleus; cytosol
Molecular function (GO): cysteine-type deubiquitinase activity; cysteine-type endopeptidase activity
Source: RefSeq, a predicted model, not a curated record